Molecule: messenger RNA, 2475 nt
Organism: Microsporum canis CBS 113480
Lineage: Eukaryota; Fungi; Ascomycota; Eurotiomycetes; Onygenales; Arthrodermataceae
Product: telomeric DNA-binding factor trf1
Exons: 4
Coding region: 1-2475 (824 amino acids)
Biological process (GO): telomere maintenance via telomere lengthening
Molecular function (GO): double-stranded telomeric DNA binding; protein homodimerization activity
Source: RefSeq, a predicted model, not a curated record
AUGACCGAUCAUCUGCAACCUGGAGAUCUUCCCAGAGACGACGAGCCGGCCACCAGCAAACCCUUAGCGGCUGCGACACCUAUAGCUGAGUCCAAUGAACAGCUGAAACCAACUCACCUGCUGCAAGAUGACGAUGCAUCCCUACCUCCAGAGGCAAAACGCCGGCGGACGGAUACGUCUGGAGAUGGAGAUGUCGCCUACGAGGUUGUGGGAGCGACCCCGGUGACGUACGAGAGCCACCAUCAUACCCCGAAUGCAGCUUUCUUCCACGUGAGGAGUAAUACGGCGAGUGUGGCAGGGUUAGAUGUUGAGCGUGACCUGGUCAAGGAAGAACUUGCAGAUAUACAUCCACCAACUACCCAGGCAUCUUCGGCGGAAAACGUAGCUGAGGCCAUAUCCAGUCUCCUAGACCAGACUCGAAGAAUGGAAGACGUUACCAAGCAAGUUAGCUCUGCUGAGUCCUCCAAUGCGGCCUUCCUAAAGGCAAACUCGAAUCUAAAGUCACAGAGUCUCCCAAUUCUUGAUAACCUAUCCACUCAGAUUCUUUGCUUCGUUGCCCGCACAAGCUUCCAAGAUCUUACUACACUUGUUUCGGACCCGCAAUCAGAGAAUGCACAGUCCUAUUCAACUCUACGCUCUCUAUUCGACCACACCAAGAAAGUUUAUACCACAACUCAACCCUUCCUAUCCGCAUCUAAUCUAGGGUUUACAGACCCCAGCCAGGUAGAAAUAAUUCGGAAAGCAAACCUGGCAUCGUUUGUGUUCAGCCUAUUUGGAACUCAAGAGAUUGGGUUCUCCGAGCUUCAUGACAAUUUUUUGGAUAUAUUUGUUCCAGAGGGAGGACGGCUACUCAAAAGCCAAGCUGCCCUAUUUCUAGAACUGAAAACACAAACAUUUAUUGCGUCGAUGAACAACCCAGCUCGGCCAAAAGCUGAUAUUUUAUAUGAGUUGUUUCCCGACAACCUUGGCCUUAAGCUACUGGCACGAAGACCAGGCACUCGGCACCCAGCUCCAAGCGAAACUGAUUUUGUGAAACGAGCGUGGUCGCGCCGGGAUAUACUCUUAGGGGAAAUAAAAAAUCCUGACUCAGUCAAUACUCUGCCAGAAAAAUAUCUUUGGCAAGAUUUCUUGAGAGAUAUUAGCCUUUAUGUCAGCAAGAAUAUUGAUUCUCUCACCACCCAACAGUCCAAACGACCGAAUAAGACACGAUCUCCAACUUCGCCACAGGAAGAGGAGACAGAGUCUCCGGGUACGGUUCUGGAAACACAAUUUCCCGUAGCUCCCCCAAAUCCACCAGAACCAGCACCCAUAGAACGGAGAAUUGGCAAGGUUGACCUCGUUGCGAGAGCUGCUCGUGCUGCACAAAUCGCACUUCAAGGUCAGGGCGUAAGGAGAGCCAGCGCCGUUUCCGCUCCUCCACUACAACAACCUCUACAGCAGUCACCGCAGCAGCAAAUCCAUCCGCCUGCGCAACCACAAGCUCAACCACCCGUGUCUCAGGCAUCACCACCACCUUUUACUCAGCAGCAGGUUCCCCAAGCAACUUCCCCGCCGCCACCACCACCACCACAGAGUCAACCCACCACCCAAACCUCCUUUUCAAACUAUGCCGCUGCACCUACCACUUCCGCACCGCAAUCAACGCAUCUUCCGUUCCUUCAAAGUCAAUUUCAGUUCCAACAAUAUAGCCCCCAAGCACCAGCCGAGCCUUCCGCAGUGAGAACGAAUACUGCAAACGCGAGUUAUGGGUACAUGCCAGGCGUUCCCCAUUACUCGCAAUCCGAGCCCACCCAAAUACUUUAUGAACGUGCCAGGCUAGCAACCACGACACGAUCAUCCCCUAGUAGCCGUCGUGCGGGACUCCCUAGUCAACGGCGACCCUGGACCACAGAAGAGGAGAAUGCACUAAUGGCUGGGCUAGAUCGUGUCAAGGGUCCUCACUGGAGUCAGAUACUCUCAAUGUUUGGGCCGGGGGGUACCAUUAGUGAAGCCCUCAAGGACCGCAACCAGGUACAACUCAAGGAUAAGGCACGCAACCUCAAGCUCUUCUUCUUAAAGAGUGGAAUCGAGGUGCCUUAUUAUCUCAAGUUCGUUACCGGAGAACUCAAGACACGGGCACCAGCACAGGCCGCAAAGCAAGAAGCCAGAGAACGAGAACGUAAACAGGGCGAAGAAGACAAGGCACAUGUGGAAGGGAUAGAAGGCAUGAUGGCGCUUGCUGGCGCUCAUGCGUCAGCCUCUGUUGAGCCCUCCAUUGGCAGUAUAGAGUCUCAUGCCAACACGCAACCAAGCACGCCGGUUGUCCUUCCGCAGCAACAAGAAAUGCAUCACCAUCAUCCCCAUCACCAUGAUCAAGACCAGCAUUCGUUAGCCGAACGGUCGGCCGAACAGGUUCUAUAUCAAAGCCUAACACAGGAGAAGUCGGAAGGAAUGCAGAUGGACUCUCAACGAAAUUACGUGGAUCCUUCUUUAUAA